Molecule: messenger RNA, 3771 nt
Organism: Penicillium chermesinum
Lineage: Eukaryota; Fungi; Ascomycota; Eurotiomycetes; Eurotiales; Aspergillaceae
Product: class I myosin myoA
Exons: 5
Coding region: 1-3771 (1256 amino acids)
Biological process (GO): endocytosis; vesicle transport along actin filament; actin filament organization
Cellular component (GO): cytoplasm; myosin complex; plasma membrane
Molecular function (GO): microfilament motor activity; ATP binding; actin filament binding
Source: RefSeq, a predicted model, not a curated record
AUGGGUCAAUCACGACGCCCCGCUGGAGGGGAAAAGAAGAGCCGGUUUGGUCGCUCCAAAGCGGUCGCAGACGUUGGCGAUGGUCGCCAGUCCGGCAAGCCUCAGAUCAAGAAGGCCAUGUUCGAGAGCACCAAGAAGAAGGAGAUCGGCGUCUCGGACUUGACAUUGCUCAGCAAGAUCUCGAACGAGGCGAUCAAUGAGAACCUGAAGUUGCGCUUUCAACAUGGUGAAAUUUAUACCUAUAUCGGCCAUGUGUUGGUCUCAGUCAAUCCAUUCCAAGACUUGGGUAUCUACACCGAUGCCGUCCUCGAUUCCUACCGCGGCAAGAACCGACUCGAAGUCCCCCCCCAUGUCUUUGGCGUGGCGGAGUCAGCAUACUAUAACAUGAAAUCCUACAAAGACAACCAAUGUGUCAUUAUUUCAGGAGAAUCCGGUGCCGGAAAGACGGAAGCUGCGAAGCGAAUCAUGCAAUACAUCGCAAGUGUUUCAGGAGGCAGUGACUCGUCAAUUCAGCAAACCAAGGACAUGGUGCUGGCCACGAAUCCUUUACUUGAGUCGUUCGGUAACGCAAAAACAUUGAGAAACAACAAUUCCUCUCGUUUCGGAAAGUACUUGGAGCUCGAAUUCAAUGCCAACGGCGAGCCGGUAGGUGCCAACAUUACGAACUAUCUAUUGGAGAAAUCACGGGUAGUGGGCCAGAUCAUGAACGAGCGGAACUUCCACAUCUUUUACCAGUUCGCCAAGGGCGCCCCCCAGAAAUACCGGGACAGCUUCGGUAUCCAGCAGCCAAACACCUACCUCUACACCAGCCGUUCAAAAUGUUAUGAUGUCCCGGGAGUUGACGACGUGGCCGAAUUCCAAGAUACACUGAAUGCGAUGCGAGUGAUUGGUAUGACUGAGCCAGAGCAAGAUAAUGUUUUCCGGAUGCUAGCGGCAAUCCUUUGGAUUGGUAACAUCCAGUUUUCGGAGGAUGACAGUGGGAAUGCAGCUAUCACCGACCAGUCAGUCGUGGACUUUGUAGCAUAUUUGCUGGAGGUGGAUGCUACCCAAGUGAACAAGGCCAUGACAAUUCGUUUGAUGGAGACUUCCCGAGGCGGCCGCAGAGGAUCUGUUUACGAAGUUCCCCUUAAUACUGUGCAGGCAUCUGCUGUCCGUGAUGCCUUAGCAAAGGCCAUUUACUUCAAUCUGUUCGAUUGGAUUGUUGAGCGUGUCAACCAGUCUCUCACAGCCCGCUCAGCUAUCACCAACUCCAUCGGUAUCCUGGAUAUUUACGGGUUCGAGAUUUUUGAGAAAAAUUCCUUCGAACAACUUUGCAUCAACUACGUCAACGAGAAGCUCCAACAGAUUUUUAUCCAGCUCACCCUCAAGGCCGAGCAGGACGAGUAUGCGCGCGAACAAAUUCAAUGGACGCCGAUCAAGUACUUCGACAACAAGGUCGUGUGCUCCUUGAUUGAGGACAAACGCCCGCCAGGAGUCUUUGCUGCGCUUAAUGAUGCAUGUGCCACUGCCCACGCCGAUUCCGGAGCAGCUGAUACCACAUUUGUUGGCCGUUUGAAUUUCCUUGCCCAAAAUCCUAAUUUCGAAGGUCGCCAAGGCCAGUUCAUCAUCAAGCACUACGCCGGUGAUGUCAGCUACGCGGUUGAGGGAAUGACAGACAAGAAUAAGGACCAACUGCUCAAGGACCUGCUGAACUUGGCUUCUUCCAGUAGUAAUCAAUUCGUGCACACCCUCUUCCCCCAGCAAGUCAACCAAGAUGACAAGCGCCGGCCACCCACUGCCAGUGACAAGAUCAAGGCUUCUGCGAACGAUCUUGUUGCAACGCUCAUGAAGGCCCAGCCGUCAUACAUCCGAACCAUCAAACCCAACGACAACAAGGCCCCGAAGGAAUACAACGAGGGCAACGUGCUCCACCAGAUCAAAUAUCUCGGUCUCCAAGAGAACGUGCGUAUCCGUCGUGCGGGUUUUGCCUACCGUCAAACAUUCGACAAGUUCGUUGAGCGUUUCUACCUCCUGUCCCCCAAGACUUCAUAUGCUGGUGACUACACAUGGACUGGGGACUCCGAGUCUGGUGCAAGGCAAAUCCUGAAGGAUACCAGUAUCCCAGCAGAGGAGUACCAGAUGGGUAUCACCAAGGUUUUCGUCAAGACACCCGAAACCCUCUUCGCUCUUGAAGCCAUGCGAGACCGAUACUGGCACAACAUGGCUAUCCGGAUCCAACGAGCUUGGCGAAAUUAUCUUCGGUACCGCAUCGAAUGCGCUAUUCGAAUUCAACGGUUCUGGCGCCGCAUGAAUGGCGGAUUGGAAUUGAUCAAGGUCAGAGACUCAGGCCAUCAACUUCUCAAGGGACGCAAGGAACGUCGCAGGAUGAGUCUUCUCGGAUCUCGUCGCUUCCUAGGUGAUUACCUGGGUGUUGCUAACAGCGGCGGUCCUGGUGAGAUGAUUCGCAAAGGCGCCGCUAUUAGUAGCUCCGAAGAUAUACUAUUCUCCUGCCGUGCGGAGGUUCUUGUUUCCAAGUUCGGUCGAUCUAGCAAGCCUGCCCCUCGGAUUCUCGUCCUCAGCAACCGGAAUAUCUACAUUGUGGCCCAAGAAAUUGUUAACAACCAACUUGUGAUUUCUUCCGAGCGCACCAUCCCAAUUGGAGCUGUGAAAACUGUCAGCACAUCUAAUCUCCGAGAUGAUUGGUUUUCGCUGGUUGUUGGUGCUCAGGAGCCCGACCCGUUGUUGAACUGUGUUUUCAAGACGGAGUUCUUCACUCAUCUGAACACCGCGUUGCGCGGCUCUCUCAAUCUCAAGAUCGGCGAUGCUAUUGAAUACAACAAGAAGCCUGGCAAGCUGGCUAUCGUGAAGGUAGUCAAGGAUCCUGGUGCAGGCAAUGUUGACAGCUACAAGAGUAGCACAAUUCACACCCACGGUGGAGAGCCGGCAAGCUCUGUUUCCAAACCUACUCCUCGCCCUAAGCAGGUCGCCGCCCGACCUGUGACAACAGGCAAAUUGUUGCGACCUGGCGGUCCGGGUGGUGGCCCCUCGAAGCUUUCGGCUGCAGCUCGCAGACCUCCUCCAGCUGCGCAGCCGUUACCACAGUCCACUCCGACCCCCAAGCCAGCUCCCGCACCCCGAAUCGUUCCUCAAGUUGCUGCCGCAGCUGCGUCUCACUCUCGCAAUGAGUCGACCGCGUCGACCAGCUCGACCAGAGCUCCCCCUCCACCACCUCCUGCCGCACCGCCUGCCGCUAAGAAACCCUCCGUGCCAACCGCCAAGGUUCUCUAUGAUUUCACCAGUGAUCGCUCGAACGAGCUGGACAUCCGCACCGGUGAGAUUGUGCAGAUUGUCUCGAAGGAGGCAAAUGGAUGGUGGCUUUGCAUGAACAUGACAACCUCCACCCAAGGCUGGACCCCUGAGGCCUACCUCGAGGAGCAGGUCGCAGCCGCUCCAAAACCCACCCCUCCCCCACCUCCCCCAACCGCUCCUCGUGCUACACCCAGCCCUGUGGCAAAUGGCGCUGGGGUCGCCGCGGCCGCGAAAGCCAAGGCCAAGCCUGCACCGCCAGCACCGCCAGCAAAGCGCCCCAACAUGGCUGGCCGUAAGCCUGCGCCUCCACCGGCGCCCCGUGAUAGUGCGGUCAGUAUGAACUCGAACGAUUCGUCCGGGGCAAGUGGACGUGGGACCCCCAGCAGCGCCUCCAACGCCAGCCUGGCAGGUGGCCUGGCUGAAGCAUUGCGUGCUCGGCAGAGCGCGAUGCAGGGGAACCACGAUGACGACGACGACUGGUAG